AUGUUCUGGACGAGCAAGAGGCCUGUGGUCGCGCUGACAGAGGUCUCUUCGUAUGAUAAUGGCUCACGGAAUACCUCCCCGGUGGAGAAGACGACAUAUUCUCAAGAUCCAAGGUCUCGAAAGUCGAGUUUCCCGUGGACACUGAAAAAGACGGACAGCGAGUGCAGCCUUGAGGGUGAGCACAAACAUGGCUGGAAGCCCGUGACGCUCAGCGCUCCCGUGCUCGUUCUCUUUGCUCUCUUCUCCCUCGUUCUCGUUGCCAUCAUUGAAAUCCUCGCACAACAGAGCCAACGCGAAGGCGGACUCGCCCUGUCACCGUCCGCGGACGACCUUCCCACCUAUGUCACUUUCGGCUACCUCUUCCUGCCGACCAUCAUUGCCGUCAUCUACAGCUUAUUUUGGAGUUGGGUUGACCUCGAUGCGAAGCGCAUACAGGCCUGGUUCGAAAUGUCCAAGGACGAGGGAGCCACUGCCAAAAACUCCAUUCUCCUGGCAUACCCCUAUGAUUUCGUGGGCACGGUUCCUAUCAAAGCCGCGAGGAGGAGACACUGGCCGACGUUCCUCGCAGGGACUGUCAUGGUCAUCAUCUUUUGGUUGAUCACCCCCCUGCAAAGUGCCAUCAUGGGCACCGGCAUCGUUUCAGUCAAACGCGAUGUGGCCUUCAGCACCAACACCCAGUUCGAGCCGAUUGUGGAGCACGAAUACCUUUUGGAUCACCAACUGGACGGGGAUUACAACCAAGUACUCGACUGCUUUGAAUUGCUGGCCAGCCCAAACGGCCCAACAAGGCCCAGCCUCGAGAAGGACCUUUUCCUUUGA
This is a messenger RNA of Verticillium nonalfalfae, 819 nucleotides long. RefSeq lists its product as uncharacterized. Lineage: Eukaryota; Fungi; Ascomycota; Sordariomycetes; Glomerellales; Plectosphaerellaceae. The record is from RefSeq and is a predicted model, not a curated record. The transcript is spliced from 4 exons. The coding region runs from base 1 to 819 and encodes 272 amino acids.